GUGAUGUCCAAUUUCUCUAGUGUCCAGUUUGUCCUUCUGGGAUUUUCAGAUGUUCCUUGGGUUCGGUUCUACCUACUUUUUGUUAUCUUCAUCAUGUACCUGGUUGCACUCCUGGGGAACCUGGUCAUCAUCUCAUGUAUUGUGUAUGACACAACUCUCCAUUCUCCCAUGUUCUUUUUCCUCAGUAACCUCUCUGUUGUGGACAUUUGUUUUGUGUCCAGCACCAUCCCAACCCUUCUCUCCACCCUGCUAUCUGAUGAAAGGUCCCUUAGCUUCCUGUCUUGUAUCAUCCAAAUGUUUUGUUUCAUCUCCUUUGGAAAUCUGGAAAACAACAUUCUGGCUCUCAUGGCCUACGACCGAUAUGUGGCCAUCUGCAACCCGUUGAGGUACAAGUCCAGCAUGAAGAAUAGUUUGUGCGUUGUAUUAGUGGUCAUCUCCUGGCUGGCUGCCGUUGUUCACUCACUUCUCCAUACUCUGAUGAUGAACAAUCUUAAAUACUCGGGAAUAAAGCUAGUAAAUCAUUUCUUCUGUGAAAUUGCCCAGGUCUUGUCUGUCUCGGAUUCCGAUACUUCUUCCAACUUCUACCUGAUCCUCACGGAGGGGGCAGUGUCGGUCGGUGUCCCAUUCCUCUGCAUCAUUAUGUCUUACACAUUUAUUCUGGUGGCUCUCUUCCACCUUCAUUCCACAGAAAGAAUGCAGAAGACCUUUUCCACCUGCUCCUCUCAUCUGACCACCGUCUGCUUGUUCUAUGGGACAAUUGCCUCCGUCUAUUUUCAGCCAUCCUCCAGCUCUACAGGUUUAAGAGAAAGAGCAGCUACUAUAGGAUAUACUCUACUCACCCCGAUGAUGAACCCCAUUAUAUAUGGUUUGAGAAAUAAUGCAAUGAAGAAGGUCAUAAGCAAGGUUUUCCAGUAG
This is a messenger RNA of Bufo bufo (common toad), 915 nucleotides long. Its product is annotated as olfactory receptor 1361-like. Gene Ontology annotation, biological process: G protein-coupled receptor signaling pathway. The record is from RefSeq and is a predicted model, not a curated record. Gene Ontology annotation, cellular component: membrane. The transcript has a single exon. The coding region runs from base 4 to 915 and encodes 303 amino acids. Gene Ontology annotation, molecular function: olfactory receptor activity; G protein-coupled receptor activity. NCBI's taxonomy places the organism in Eukaryota, Metazoa, Chordata, Amphibia, Anura, Bufonidae.